AAAAGUAAUAUUUUGUUUAAUGACUUUUCUUUUGUAGUCUUUCUAUUGUUAUUGUGAUUUACGUUAUCACGAUCACCGGACAAACGUGGUUAUAGUGUGAAAAAGUUCAAAGUUGAAAAACAAAAGAUUCAGAAAUGGCUAAAGCUUUAGAUAUUUUAUUCGCGAGUCGGACAGAAACACAUCGCAAUGCUUCGAGAAUGUUGGUUGUCAAAGUGCCAGCCAUGCAACACCUGCGGCUGCUACCAUCAUUCUAUUCUUCAAGCGAUAAACCAGACAAUGAAAGUGAUUAUCACUGGACUACACUCAAAUGCAGGACUAUCAUUUUCAAUGGUCGCUUCGAUGGCCUGUUGGCCGCUCCAAGUUAUCAUAGAUCAAAUUGCAUCGACAUUGUUGUUUCCAAAGAAAAUUAUGAACAAGAAGAAUUCAGAAUGUAUUUGAAAUCAUUGAAUUUGAAUUUUUCGUCCGCUGAGGAGUUGACUCUGAUGGCCUACGAGAGAUGUCUCAGUUAUUCAGUUUUGGCAAGACUCUCCCCAUUGUGGAAUCAAGUUGGCCCUUACCUGGUUCCAGGACGUGAUUUUCUAACUGAAACCAAACCAAUGGAUGCUUUACGGAUCAACUUUGUUAUGAAAGAGUCUGAUCUACAGUUACUUAUGUGGCCCGUCAGAAUCAAGCUUUGGCCGAUGUUGAGUGAGCAUUUUGCCGCUGAGCCAAUCAAUCAAGAUAACACUGCUUACAGGCUCAUCAACUGUACCACAGCCUUUGUAUUGCCAAGUUUGAAGGAAGCACAAGUAUGUUCUUUGAACACGAAAUUGCCAGAAAAUGGUGUUUUUUCAAGUUUCGAAGAAGUUAAAAAGUAUUGGAAAAAUACUCAUGGCUACAGACUGCCCGUCGACCAGUACGGUGUGGUGACUUACAUGUCGGUGAGGUUCAGUGCGCGGCUGCCUGUGCUGACAUACCCGCUGGCCUGUUUACAGUCGCACCCGCCCACUCUGCUGCGGGUGCGGAAUGAGUCGGCGGUGCUCAGCGACUUCCUCGGCGAUCUGAUGAGGCGGCUGCCGGUCAUCUGCGGCCAUCCCUUCGGCACGCAGGCCUCAGUCGGCGUCGCCGUUCACAAGCUCGUCAACGACGCUAUUAUGGCAGAACAAUCACAAUUGCUCUCCAUUCCUGUGGAUAGAUUCACUCAGAUUAAUUUAAAGUUGCUAGCAGAACCCAGAAAUGAACGCAUACUGGAAAGUUUCACUUUGGUCCAAAAACCAAAAUCAACUCCCUCAUGUGCAUCAAACGUGUCUGCGUCAGAUGACACCAAUGACAAUAAUGCUGAAAAUGCUCCGAAACCAAAAUACAGGCCAAUAUUUGCAAGCUAA
This is a messenger RNA of Nilaparvata lugens (brown planthopper), 1364 nucleotides long. RefSeq lists its product as uncharacterized. The transcript is spliced from 8 exons. The record is from RefSeq and is a predicted model, not a curated record. Bases 135 to 1364 code for a protein of 409 amino acids. Lineage: Eukaryota; Metazoa; Arthropoda; Insecta; Hemiptera; Delphacidae.